Molecule: messenger RNA, 2019 nt
Organism: Pyrus x bretschneideri (Chinese white pear)
Lineage: Eukaryota; Viridiplantae; Streptophyta; Magnoliopsida; Rosales; Rosaceae
Product: F-box protein SKIP2-like
Exons: 1
Coding region: 167-1768 (533 amino acids)
Biological process (GO): SCF-dependent proteasomal ubiquitin-dependent protein catabolic process
Cellular component (GO): SCF ubiquitin ligase complex
Molecular function (GO): protein binding
Source: RefSeq, a predicted model, not a curated record
UUUCCGAGAGUUCCAUUUUAUACGCUCACAACUCACAAGAAGAACUGACACACACACACACACGCAUUUUAAGAUAACAUUGAAAAUACCAACCACCACCUCUCUCUCCCUCUGUCUCUCUUUCUCUCUCUUCUGGCGGCGCGUUCAAUUCACUUGCAGCAGCGCUAUGGGACAGUCCUCCUCGCUUCCUGAGGCUCCGGCGGAGCACAGCCCCAGAGAAAUUUCAACGAGCCGACGGUUCAGCUUCAAAACGGUGGCGAUUGCUUCAUCCUCGACCGACGAAGACUCCGAGUUUUACGGGGAAGUCACUCAGGGCCGUGACUACACGUCUGAUCUUCCCGACGAGUGUUUGGCGAGUAUUUUCCAUUUCCUCGGCGCCGGUGACCGGAAAAGGAGCUCGCUCGUCUGCCACCGGUGGCUAAGAGUCGACGGACAGAGCCGGCACCGCCUCUCUCUCAACGCCCAGGCUGGGCUUCUUCCUUUCCUGCCUGUUCUCUUCGCCCGCUUCGACUCGGUCACCAAGCUCGCGCUUCGAUGCGAUCGCAAAUCGAUCAGCCUGGACGACGACGCUUUGGUCCUGAUCUCGAUUCGCUGCAAAAACCUCACGCGCCUCAAGCUCCGCGGCUGCCGCGAAAUCACCGACCUCGGAAUGGCCACGUUUGCGCAGAACUGUAAGGGCCUGAAGAAGCUCUCCUGCGGCUCGUGCAUUUUCGGCGCCGAAGCCAUGAACGCCGUCUUCGAGCACUGCCCGGCGCUCGAGGAGCUCUCCGUGAAGAGGCUCCGCGGCGUCCACGACGGCUCAGAGCCGAUCGGCGACAAAAUUACGUCGUCGUCGCUGAAAUCGAUAACGUUGAAGGAGAUACUGAACGGGCAGUGCUUCGGGCCGCUUAUCGUAGGUUCCAAGAAUCUCAAGACUCUGAAGCUAAUCCGCUGUUUGGGGGAUUGGGAUACGGUUUUGGAAAAGCUUGGAAAUGGGAACCGGGGUUUGAUUGAAAUUCACCUGGAGAGGUUGCAGGUGACCGAUUUGGGGCUUUCCGCCAUUUCGAAGUGCUCGAAUUUGGAGGUUUUGCACAUUGUUAAGGCUGAGUGUUCGAAUUUUGGGCUUAUUUGUGUUGCCGAAAACUGCAAGCUGCUGAGGAAGCUUCACAUUGAUGGAUGGAGGACGAAUAGGAUUGGGGACGAGGGUUUGAUUGCCAUAUCGAAAGAGUGCCCCAACAUACAGGAGCUUGUUCUGAUUGGUGUGAAUCCCACCUCUUUGAGCCUAACUGCAAUUGCUUCCAAUUGCCAAAAAUUGGAGAGGUUGGCGCUUUGCGGUAGCGGGUCAAUUGGAGAUGCAGAAUUUGCUUGCAUUGCUGCGAAAUGUGUGGCAUUGAAGAAGCUGUGUAUUAAGGGGUGCCCAAUUUCCAAUGUCGGGCUUGAAAUGCUUGCUUGGGGUUGUCCCAGUUUGUCCAAGAUUAAGGUCAAGAAGUGCAGAGGAGUGAGUGCUGAGGCGGCGGAGAGGUUGCGGGAGCGAAGAGGAUCAUUGACUGUGAAUUGGGAUGCUGGUGAAAUUGGAUCAAUGGAUGCUAGUGGGUGUGCAGGUGGAGCCGUUGAAAGCGAUGUGGAGCUUCCGGUUGAUCACGUAGCAGUUGCUAUUGCUCCAGCAAGUAGCAAUAGUCCAUUGGCAUUGUUGAGAACAAAGUUUGGGGUUUUUUCAGGUAGGAGUUUUGUUCCUUGCACAUUCAGAAGGAGGUCAGGUGGUCAGAGUAGUUCCAGUUCAAACUUGUAGGUGAUGUUCUCGAGGGCUACAAAAGUUGCCCUCGGGGCCUCAUCUCACGUUGGUACGUUGUUUACAGUGUAUUCAUCGAAUGAAGUUUCUUCUGUAUUCGUGCCCUACUUGGGGCUUUUCGUGAUGUCGUAUUGAAUUUUUGUUCGCAAGAAAAUGCAUGCAGAGAAUUGCUGGCAUUCAAGUUGUAAUGUCUAGCUCAAUUAUCCAGAAAACAACUUCAUCUAUUGCAGUUUGUUUUCGUAAUUUGCUCA